AUGGUCUCUGCGCAUCUGCGUCCAUCUGGCCGCUUGCCCUUCACAGCAGACCCAGCACCCUCCUCCAGAGUCCCCAGUCCCACAACUGCCCCUGCCCUUGCCACGUCCCGCUCUGCUGGAUUGCCCACGCUCCCACUGCUCUCCUCCACCUCCUCCCUCCUGCCCCAAUUCACCUCCUCCCCCUCCGCAUCCUCACCCCUUUCCGCCCUCCCCUCUCCCUCUCCCCCCUCUCCCCCUCCCUCGCCUGCACUCUCUCGUGCCACCACCUGCGCCAUCUCCAGCAGCAACGCCACCCCAUCCUCUUCCCCCUCCGCCUCUCCCUCCUCUUGCUCUCCCCCUCUGCCUCCUCCUCACCCCCUUCCCCACCCUCCUCUUCCACCCCUUCUCCUACCUCCCUCUUCCCAUCCACUUCCCUCUCAAUCUCCCUCCCCUCCCCCUCCCCCUCCUCCUCCUCCCCGUCCCCACUGCCUGCUCUCACCCACGGCGCAAUCCUCACACGUGCUCGAAUCUCAGGUGACCUUAACGAGGGUGACACGUCACCCUCCUCCGACACAGGCCCCUCACUCUCUUCACUGA
Messenger RNA from Closterium sp. Yama58-4, 576 nucleotides. Lineage: Eukaryota; Viridiplantae; Streptophyta; Zygnematophyceae; Desmidiales; Closteriaceae. The record is from the annotation of a GenBank genome assembly.